UCGCUCCCGGCCCCGCCCCGCGGAACUCCCUUCCCACUGCGGCCCCUCCCAGCGCCGGGGCGGACACAGGGUUUGGUGUUGGCUCGGCUGUGUGCCACGCACGGCUCUACGCGCUGCGACCAUGGGGGUGCACGGCGUCAAGGCGGUGUUCUUCGACCUGGACAACACGCUGGUGGACACGGCGGCGGCCGGGCGCUGCGCCAUCGAGGAGGUGGUGAACGCGCUCCGCUCCAAGCACCACUACGGGGAGGGGGAGGCCCGCGGGAUCUGCGACAAAGUGCAGGAGAAGCUUCUCAAGGAGUGCCACGACCCCGCCAAGAUGUGCAUCACCGACCUGCGCAUCUCGCACUGGGAGGAGGCGAUCCGGGAGACCGUCGGCGGUGAAGCCAACCGCAGCCUGGCCGCAGAGUGCUACUUCUUGUGGAAGGCCACCCGGCUGCGGCACCUGACGCUGCCCGAGGACACGCGGGACAUGCUGACCGAGCUGCGCAAAGCCGUCCGCCUGCUGCUCCUCACCAACGGAGACCGGCAGACGCAGCGAGAGAAGAUCGAGGCCUGUGCCUGCCAGCCCUACUUCGACGCCAUCGUGGUGGGAGGCGAGCAGAAGGAGGAGAAGCCCGCGCCGUCCAUCUUUCACUACUGCUGCGAGCUGCUGGGCGUGCAGCCGGCAGAGUGCGUCAUGGUGGGGGACUCUCUCGACACAGACAUCCAGGGAGGCCUGAACGCCGGCCUGAGAGCCACCGUGUGGUUAAACAAGUCGAUGGCGGCCCCGGCUGAUGCCUCCCCGGUGCCUCAUUAUGUCAUUGCCUCCGUUCUGGACCUGCCGGCCGUGCUGCAGAAGAUAGAGCACAAGGUGAACGCCAAGUUAGGAACUGACCGUGCUGCGGGUGGGACGGAGGCCCCUUGAGGGCUGCAGGGAGCUGCUGCCUGUGCUCUUGAUACAGAUCUGACCCUAGGAUUUUCAACUUGUGUAUGUUAUGUUUUAAGCAGCAGGUGGAGCGUGGUUGUCAAUGAAACGGGGUAAAAACAGAGUAUUGGAUCAAUAUCAUCAUAGUAUCAUAGUCUCGUGCGGGUUGGAAGGGACCUUAGAGAAAGGAUAUAAAGAAUAUAUAAGGAAUAUAAAAGAUGCAAGCACAGUUUGUGUGCUGGAACAGUAGUUCCAGCCUGUAUCUGGAAAUUACUUGGACUGACUGGCUAAAGCAUGUUUGUCUCUGAUGGAAGUCCCUUGUUUCUACACUGGAAAAGAAAAUCAGAAUGUUUUGGUCAUUCAGUGGCAGUUAUUUGCUUUGCUGAGCUGUAAGUUCAGCAGAGAGCUUCAGUUCAGACCUUGCUGGCAGCACAUAAAGAACACAAAGGUGAGAAAGCAGUGUGCAAUUUGCAGACCUUCACAGUCCGUCUACAGCUUAUCUCAGAAAUGGAAGUGAAUUUUGCUGUUCCUAAAACCUGAAUUUAUUGAUAGAACUUAUUAUGUAGCCAACCACUUGGAAGUGAUUUUUCUCUGAUCCCUUUUCAAGUUUUAGUGCAGUGACUUUUAUGGAAUCUGUAACUUGCCAAAAGUACUUCAUUGCACAUACAAACUUGCAUUUGUACAGGGGACCAUUUAUCAGAGGAACUCCAUGGAUAAGUUUUAACUUUUUAUCAUCUUGGUGCUGCACAUAAGCAGUGUACUUGUAAAUCAGACCAUGAUUUUUGUUGUAUCAUUGAUACAACAGGGAUAUUUACAGUGAUCAUCUUACUGUACUGUAACUUCUUUGGCAGUUCAUAUUAUUGUUCUGUCUGAUUUUAUUAGGGAAUUUUGAUCAGACUCAUUGGAGAAACUGUUUUUGCUCUUGCUCAGGUGUGUGACCGCUCAGAUUCAGCUGUGCAGGAUCAGUGCUGUUUUUGACUGAAUGGCACUGCUGUUCAUCCCUCCUUACUCCCAUUUCCACAUGUGUCUCAUGUGAUGUGCUCUGGAGAAGAUGUUAGUUGUUUGUAAAUGGCUUUCUUAACACUUUUCCAUGAAAAUGGAAAAUGUGGAAGAUGGUGUCCUAUGUAAUUGCAGCGCUAUGUAUAGUUUCUUAACGUGUACAUGCAUUUGGUGGAACACUUGAAACUAAAAGUUGCUGAGAUGGCCCUCUGAAACACCACGAUUUCUCUGUCCCAGAUUAUUAUCUUACUUUAAAUUUGUUUUAUUUCAUAUACUUACUACAAAAGAAAUAAGAGAAUUUUGGGUGAGCGUGCGCAAGAAAUGUAUAGAAGAAGUGUAUCAAUUGAAAUUCACGUAAACAAAGGUACAAUUAAGGAAGUUUCACGCAGUAUCAUGGAUUCUGUUCAGAGGAACUUUGUUUACAACAGUACCCCGCAAUAGAAGCGAAGCAGUUUAACUGCACUGCUUGCAUAGCAUCAGGCUGAAAGAACUUGUGUCAGAUUGAGGUUUCUGACCUAGCUGUAAUGUAAAAUAGCAGAUAAUAGUAAUUCACAGUUCUGUCUGUGGGAUUGAAGGGUAUUUAUUUACCUGGUUACCUUUUUUUAAUGUAAGUUGAGGCUUGCAUUCUCUUGCUGUUGAAUCAUUCUGAAAUAGGAUGCUGAUCCUGUUUCUUGUUUAGAAGGUCUCUUAUUAUAUGAAUCUGUUCUUUGUUUUGCACUUGGUUUUAGCCAGUUAUUUUCUUACAUUUAUUAUCUAUGAAGAAAAUGCUGUAACUGAACACUCAGGGGAUAGUGUGGUCUGUAGAGGCCACACCUGAAUAUAUUUCAUUUCCAUUGUGAGUACUGUACCAGGCUGGAUGUGACUAUCAGCUUCCAGUUAGGGCAACGCUAUAAUGAUGCUGCUAUACAAGAAGAAGAAAAGAUACAAGGUAUUUUUCUAUCAGGCAUCUUCUUAGAAGCAGUUACCCAAAAAACUGGAUUAGGUAUCUGGAAUAUCUAAAUACUCAAAUGGUUUUCCUUGAUGGAGCUGUUACAGAAAACCAAGUGAAAAAUAGUUUUAUUAAUGGAAAAAUACAUGUAAUAGUGGAAUAAUUUUCAAAUCGAGUAAAAAAAAUAGAUGAAUAAAAUUGUCUGUAUUCAGUUUCAGUUAAGGUCUGGUUUUGCUUAGUGAUAUGCUCUAUUAGGUAAGUUGUCUAGUUUAAAUUAUGCUACCAAAACACACUAAAUAAAGAGGAAGAAGAAAAUCUAUUUGUUUUUAAAUCACAUUUUCUCAGAUAAAUAUCUCCUGAGGUUAAACUUCAGUAACACUGACUUUAAACUGUAACAACAGUCUAAUGCCAACUGUAUUUAAGACAACCCAUGUACCAGUCUAAUAAAGGUAUUUUGUUUAUAAAACA
This is a messenger RNA of Coturnix japonica (Japanese quail), 3302 nucleotides long. RefSeq names its product N-acetylneuraminic acid phosphatase (gene NANP). Gene Ontology annotation, molecular function: N-acylneuraminate-9-phosphatase activity. Lineage: Eukaryota; Metazoa; Chordata; Aves; Galliformes; Phasianidae. The record is from RefSeq and is a predicted model, not a curated record. Gene Ontology annotation, biological process: N-acetylneuraminate biosynthetic process; dephosphorylation.